Molecule: messenger RNA, 8190 nt
Organism: Plasmodium falciparum 3D7
Lineage: Eukaryota; Apicomplexa; Aconoidasida; Haemosporida; Plasmodiidae
Product: putative ribonuclease
Molecular function (GO): RNA nuclease activity; exoribonuclease II activity; RNA binding
Source: RefSeq, a predicted model, not a curated record
AUGAACGAAUUAGGAACACACAUCGUACAUAAAAAGAUAAAAAGGACAAAGAAAAAAAAGAACAGAGGAGAGUUUUCUUAUAUUUUUUUCAAAAAAGAAAUAGCUAAGUUGUAUGAAAAAGAGAAAAUAAUAUUAAUGAAUAAUCAAUUUGAUGAUAAUAAUAAUAAUAAUAAUAAUAAUGUGCCUACAGAAAAUAUAAAUAUAUCUAAUAAAGGGUCCAAAUCACACCUUGUUAAAGUUGUCAAGAAAGUAGAACAAAAUUUUCUUCCUAAAUUUAUUAAUUAUAAUAAAGAUAAAAUUAAACUGUGUAAGAAUUUUAAGGAGGUUACUAAUAACACAUAUGAUGAUAAAAUGGGUUUUAAGGAUAAACAGAAUGUAGAACAUACCAUACUAAAUAUUCCAAGAAAAUCCACAUUAUUAAGUGAGGAUAAUAAGAAUGAUGAUAAAAAGAAACAACAUAAACGAGAACAAAAAAAAAAACAAAAAAACAAGAAAACAAAAAAAAAUAAUAUAUUAUCAUCAAACUUGUCAGCUUCAUUAUCCUGUAAUGAUCAUGAUGAUAUUUUAAAAAAGAACUGGAAAGAGGAAGAUGAAAAGCACAAAUUAGUGAUUGAAUUAUUAAAAAUUAUUGUGACAAAAAAAAAAAUAGAACAUAUUAGAAAGACCAUAUUUGAAUCCAGUAUGCUAAAUUUUGUGAGUACAAAAAUGGUUAAAUAUAUUAUAAGGAAAAUACAAAAAAAAAUAGAUUUCAGUACUUUAAAAGUAUUCUUAGUAUGUAAUGUGGAUAUAAAUUGUUUAAAUAAUACUAUCGUUACUAAUAGAAAAAUAGAAAUGUUAGUAAAUUAUAUUUUUUCAAAAAAAAAAAUCAAAAUUGUUGAAUCCUUGUUAAUAAAUCUAUUCAAAUCGAUUCCACAAAGUGAUCAAUUUGAAAAAACCUUCAAAGAAUUAAUUGUAACGAAAUAUGAUUACCUUUUAUGUGUCUCCUUAUUUUCUUCAUAUUUAAUAAACAAAGAAAAAAGUAGUAAAGACGCGGAUAAAUAUGAACAGAUAUAUUUAUUAGUAAAAAAGUUAAUACGGUCAGAGGAAUUGAGCAAAGGGGAUGCUCACAAAAAUGAAACGGUAAGAAAUGAACCAAGUAAUGAUAUAACAAAUAACCAAGGUAUAGAUAAUCAUAGUUUAAAAAAAAAAAAAAAAAAAAAAAAAAAGGACGACAAAAAUAAUAAUAAUAUUAAUAAUAAUAAUAAUAAUAACAAGAACAAUAAUAACAAGAACAAUAAUAACAAGAACAAUAAUAACAAGAACAAUAAUAAUGACAACAAUAAUAAUGACAACAAUAACAAUAACAACAAUAAUAAUAAUGAUUGUAAUUAUAAUCAUUACAGUGGUCUUUAUGUAGAUAAAAAAAGUUGUGUAUUAACAUCAAGCACACCCAACGUCAAAGUGAUUCCUAAUAAAUCGAACCUUCUUUCUUUUAAAAAUGAUUACUUAAAUAUAACAAAUGAAAUAAACGAAAAAGACGGUGUAGAUAAUAGUAGGGAGCUUAAUUGUCUCUUGAAAAAUUUAAAUGAUGCCUUAAAAAAAAAAGAUGAAGAAAUAAAACAUUUAAAUGAAUCAAUAUAUAUCCUACAACAAAAUAUGAAUAAUUUAAAAGUAGAAAAUGAAAUUAUAAAAAAAAAAAUUGAUAAAAUAAAUAUUUUGUCAAAUGACGAAAAUACAAAUUCGUGUUUAGUAUCAGCUAACAAUAUAAAUAUAAAAGAGGAACAUGUAAAUUAUUUAUCAAAUGUCGAAAAAAUAAAAUAUGGAAAUAUGAAAAUGAAAAAUAAUGAAUCCUUGACAAAUACAAGUGGUGAUGAUACAUCGAAUAAAAAGGAAACUUUUCAAAACAAAUUAAGAAAUUUUAUGAGAAUGUUAAAAUUGAAUGAUAUAAAUAAUAUAAAUAAUAUGGACAAUAUGAACAAUAUGGACAAUAUGAACAAUAUGGACAAUAUGAACAAUAUGGACAAUAUAAACAAUAUGGACAAUAUAAACAAUAUGAACAAUAUUACAAAUAAUAUACAAUAUGAUGUACAAAUUCAAGAAAAGGCAGAUGUAUUAUUCUCAUCAUUAAAUUAUCACAUGGAUAAAAUAAUUUCCAUGGUAAACAUAAAUUUUGAUAUGAAUGAACAAAAUAAAGAAACUAAUAUUCAACAAAAUGAUCAUAUUAAUGGUGAUAUAUUAAUAUAUAACAAAAAAUAUAUGAAUAUUCCCUUUAAUAAUAAUAAUAUCAAUUCAAAUUUUCAUGAUUUAAUUCAAAAUGGGAACCAUGUGAAUAAUAUGGAAUUUCAACAUCUACCCAAACUAAUUAAUAAUAUGGAACCAUAUAAUAAAAACAAUUUCAAUUCUUCAAAAGUGUACAAUACUUUUGUUAACAACAAAUGUGUUCAUGAUAAAAAAAAUAAUAAUCUUAUGAACGACUUAAGGUUUUUUAUGAAUUCAUCAUUUGAUAAUAUGCUUGAUGGGAAUCUAAUAAAUCAAGAUGGAAAAAAAACAACAACUCAUUAUAUGAACAACAAUAUAUCAGGAGAUAACAACAACAAUAAUAAUAAUACUGAUUUGUUUAUAAUAAAUAAUAAUAAAAUUGAUGCACCCUUAAGUUUCCAUAAUAAAGAACAUUCUCCUUAUGAUGAUAACUCUUUAGAGGAACCCUCCAAAAUUAUUAAGAAAAAAAGAAAUUAUUUUGAGGAUUUUAUGAACACCUUUAAUAAUAACGCAAAAGAAUCCAUUAGUACAGAUAAUACAAAAUUUGAAAAAAAACAAAAAAAAAAAAAAAAAAAAAAAACAAACAAAAAAAAAAUUAUUUAUGAAAAAGAUAUGAACCAAUCUAUUAAAAGUCCAAGGUUAUCAAAAGAUAAAAGUCAUCGUAGUGAUUCAAAUUCUGAUAGUGCCGAUAGUGUUGUUUAUAAUUAUAAUUUAUUUAACGCUAUCAAUAAUUUGAAUAAACAAUUUUCAAACGUUGUUAAAAAUAUCCACAUGGAUCAAACCAUCGUAGAUAAACAAAAAGAACAAAUCCUUGACGAAAAUAUUGAUAAAGAAAAAGAAAAAAAAAAGAAAAAAAGCAAAAAAGAAAAAAAAAAGGAAAGGAAAAGAGAAAGGAAAGAAAAAAAAAAAAAACGAAAGGAGAAAAGAAAAGAAAUCAGAGAACAAAAAAAAAUUGAAAUGAAGGAAAAACGAAAAAAAGAAUUGAAAGAAAAAAAAAAGAAAAUAAAAGAAAAUGAACAAAAAAUAAAAGAAAGUGAACAAAAAAUAAAAGAAAGUGAACAAAAAAUAAAAGAAAGUGAACAAAAAAUAAAAGAAAGUGAACAAAAAAUAAAAGAAAGUGAACAAAAAAUCAAUGAAUCCAAAAAGAAAUCUAUUAAAAGUGUAAAUCUCGACAAUAUAAAGAAGAAGGAAAACAAAAAAUCAUAUACAUCAUCUGAUGAACAUUAUAAUGUUAAUACAAAAUUAAAACCAGAUCAUGAAUAUAAUUUUAUAGAAGUAGGUACACGUGAAAAAAAAGCAAAAAAAAAACAAAAAAAUGAAUUCAGUUUAUAUGAUGAAUAUAUAACUCAAGAGAAGGCAAUAGAAGGAAUAAUAAAUAAAAAGUACAUAAGGGGUAUACUUAAUGUUAGAAGAAGCGACUAUGGAUUCAUUCUUUUUGAUAACCAGAAGGUUCAUAUAAAAAGCAAGAGGGAUAUGAAUAGAGCAUUAGAUGGAGAUUCGGUUGUUGUUAAAAUAAAGAAAAGUACGGAUGAGGAAACAUGUGGGAAAAUAUUAUAUAUUGAAGAACAUAAUGGUUCUGAUAUAAAAUAUGUUUGUAUUUUUCGAGAUAAGAUAAAAAAUAAAAAAUAUAAUGUUGCAAUACCAUUUAAAAAAAACAUUCCCUUAAUAAAAGUAUUAAAUGAAGAUAUUAUUAAAUUUAUGAAUAAAUAUAAUAUAUGCGAUAUAUCUAACCAAUUAGUUUAUAUAAAAAUAUUUGUAUGGGAUAUUAAUGACACAUAUCCAGAAGGGAAAAUUGUAGAAAUUCUUGGACAAAAUGAUAUAUUUCAUAAUAUGCAAAAUGCUAUUUUAUUAAACCAUAAUUUGAAUUUUAAUUUAAAAGAUGCUCUAGAAGAUCAAUAUUUAAAAGAUCUUAAAAAUAAAGAUACUUAUAAACAAAUAAUUUCUGAACAAAUAAAAAAAAGAACUGAUCUAACAAAUACCUGUAUUUUUACAAUAGAUCCUGAUACAGCAAGAGAUUUAGAUGAUGCUAUAAAUAUUAAUAAAAUUAGCAGGAAAAAAAUUAUGAGUUCUAAUUAUUAUAUUCAAAUUGUUCAUAAUUUAAUAGCUCAUAAUGGAGAUAUUGAAGAACUGAUUUUAAAAAAAAAUAUUUCUUUAUAUAAAAAUGAUCAUGAUAAUAAUUUCUUUGAAAAUCUUAAAAAAAAUACAUGUCUCAAAGAUAUAGAAAAUGUUAAAUAUGGUUCCUUCUUGAAGGAAGAAAAAAAAAAAAAAAAAAAAAAAAAUAGGAAAAAUAAAGAAUUAAAAGAAAAUACAGUAUAUAGGAUAAAAAAAAAAGACUCCUUCAAUAAUAUGCAAUCAUCCUCUUUCUUAUCAGAUAAAAUGAACAAUACUUCACAACAUAAUAAAAAUAAUAACAAGUUCGUAGGUCAGCAAAAUGAGCAAUUGAAAAAACCCAAAAAGAAAUGUACAAAUGUAAACACAAGUCAGUCUAUGUGUAACGAUAUAAUGAAUCAUAUAAUUAAUGAAAAAAAAUUUAAAACGGAUAUAAAUAGUGAUGAAUAUAUGAACAACAGUUAUAAUGAUAAUAACCAUAAGAGAAGUAAGAAGCAUGACACUGUUGAAAAGGUAGAUAUAGAUGAUGAUGUAAAUAACGAUGUAAAUAACGAUGUAGAUGAUGAUAUAGAUGAUGAUGUAAAUAACGAUGUAGAUGAUGAUAACGAUGAUGAUAACGAUGAUGAUAACGAUGAUGAUAACGAUGAUGAUAACGGUGCAGAUGAUUUCUUCUUCACAUCUAACAAAUAUGGUGACAUAAUACAAUCAGACACAGAAAGUGUAUUAAAUAAUAUUUAUGAUUCUAAAGGAGCAAAACUAAAACAAAAGGUACAAAGAAAUAAUAACAACAAUAAUAAAAUUAUGAACCAUAAUAAUACUAAUGUAAAGGGAAUAUCCAUUAAAAAAAAAAAUGCAUACACUGAACAUUUCGGUAGCCUCUUUGAAGAUAAUUCAAGGGAUGAUGCUUACAAAGAAAUGCUAACCAUAUACAGUAAUCAAAAUGAAAAAAAAAAGAAAAAUACAAAAGACAACAAAAAAGAUAAUAAAAAUAAAUAUAAUAAUACUCAUAGUGCAUCUGAAACGAACGAUGAAGAUAUAUUCAAUUUUAUUUCAAAACAAGAUGAUGAAAGUGUUGAAAGUAAAGAAAGACGAAAAAAAAAUUCAAAAUAUACACAAAAAGAAAAAAUACAAGAUCAGCUAGAAGAACAAUUAAUUCGAGACUUAAAAAAUGUUAACCAUAUUCAAGAUACCAAUGAGAAAAGAGAAGAUAUACAAAUAGAAGAAAAAAAUCGAAUGCUGAAGUUUGAAAAAAUAUUUUUAGAUAAUAGUGAUUAUGAAUCUAUUUUAAAGAAUAAAAAAGUAUUAAACGAUGACGAAACGAAAGAAAAAAUACAAAAACAAUCACAUGAAGGAAAUAUUAAAAAAAAAAAAAAAAAAAAUGAAAAAAUAAAAAAUAAAAAAAAAAUAAAUAACACUGAUAAUGAAAAUAAAAGAGGAACAUUAAAUUAUGAAACAUUCUUUAAAAAUGAAUACAAUAAAGAUAUUGGAUAUAAAUAUUUUGAAGAUCAUGAUUUAUUUUGUGAGAAAUGUAAAAAAUAUAUAAAUAUAAAUGAUAUUAUAAAUGAAAUGAAAAAAGAAGAAUGGAAUAAAUAUAAUUUAUAUGAAGUAGGUGUACAUAUAACGGAUGUAUCUUUUUUUAUUAAAGAAAAUUCUUCUCUAGAUAUUGAUGCACGUAAUAGAGCAAUGACCAUUUAUUUAACUCAUACAUGUUUUCCAAUGAUAUCCAAAAUUUUAAGUGAAGAAUUAUGUAGCUUAGAUCCAGUAAAUAAUCGCUUGUGCUUAUCCAUUUUCUUUUAUAUGGAUAGCUCAGGGAAAAUCGAUCAUAACUCCUUUUUUAUUAAAGAAAGUAUUAUAAAUAGUAAAGUUAAAUUUUCCUACGAAGAAGUAUAUUUUAUCAUACGAUACUAUGUAAAAAUAAAACAAUUAAUUAAUAAAUUGAAAAAAGAAAAAUUUAAUCAUAUACUAAAUAGUAACAAAUAUAGUAAAUUAUUGCAAAAUGAUAAUGACAAUAUGAAACAUGCUCAUACGCUCAAUGCGCACAAUACUAUUAAUCAACUAAUAAAAGAAGCAAAACAUAACGAAAGUACAAAGGAUGAUAAGGACAAACAAGAAAGACAAGAUAUUAUUAAGAAAAAGACUAGUAUUUAUAGACGAUUCUUAAAUUUGCAUUUUUAUAAAAAUUGUAAUAAGGAAAGGAAAAAUUCUGAAAGUGGUAAUUCGAAUGCACAAGAUAAUAUUUUGUAUGAACAUGGUAAUGUUUUACAUGAACAGGAUUAUAAUUUACCUGAACAGAACAACAUUUUGCAUGAACAGAAUAAUACUUUGCAUGAACAGAAUAAUACUUUGCAUGAACAGAAUAAUACCUUACAUGAACAGAAUCAUACUUUGCAUGAACAAAAUGAUAUUAUUUCUGACCAUAUACAUAACUCAUCCAAUCGCACAUUUCCCAACGAAAACAAUAUAUAUGCACAAUACAAAACACAUUGUAAGGAGAGUAAGAACAAAUCAGAAGAUGGAUAUAUAUGUAAUGUUUUUCCCGAAUGCAAGUGGAAUGAUAAGAGCGAUGUAUGUAGUAAUAAUAAGUUUGUAAUUUUGAAUAAGAAAGAAAAAAAAAAAAUAAUAAUUUCUAAUUUGUUAAAAAUACAGGAGGUGAAGAAAGGUAUAGAUGGUUUAUUGAAAAUAUUUGAGAAUUUGAAUAAUAUGAAUCAUAGAUUAACAUAUAAGGAAAUGUUUAUUAUAAUAAAACAUUUAUAUGAUAUGCAUAAAAUAACAAAAGGAGCUCGGAAUAUUAGAAGAAAAAAUGGUUCCAUGUUUUUUAAUAAUGACAAGAUAAAUUUUAUAUUAUCAAAUUCUCGAAGUCCGAUAGGAAUAGUACGUAAGAAGUAUACUUUUUCAAAUUAUAUGAUAGAAGAAUUAAUGUUAAGUGCAAAUAAGCUUAUAGCUAUACGUCAAUAUUUUAGUAAGUACAGGGACAUAUCAGUAUUUCGAUCGCAUAAUUUAAAUGAUGCAAUUGAUUUAAAUGAUAUAAUGGAUUUAUUAAAAAAAAGUGACAUUCAUUUUGAAUUUCAUGACUUACGGCAAAUUAUGAAAUUCUUGGAUGAGAAGAAAAAAUAUUUUAAACAAAAGAAAAAUAAUGUAUAUGAUAUUGUAUCAGCAUAUUUGAAAAAAAAAAUGAUUAGAGCAGAGUAUCAUACAUAUAAAUAUAUAAAGGAUAAUAAUAUGAGUACAUAUCAUUAUGCGCUUUCCUUUUUGUUGUAUACUCACUUUACAUCUCCUAUAAGAAGAUAUCCGGAUAUAUUAGUUCAUCGAGUAAUCAAAAAAAUUAUAUCUGAUGAGCAAAAAUUGAAUCAAAAUUUGUGUACAGAGCAGGAAAUAUUGGAGAACACAGAAACGCCUGAUGUGGGAAUACUUGAAAAAAUUUGUGAAAAUUGUAAUAAUUGCAAAGCAAAAUCGAAGAAAGCUCAAGUGGACUGUGAAAUUGCGUUUUUCUGUUUGUAUUUACAAAAACUGUCGUGUCCCGGAUAUAAUAGAGGAAUAAUUAUGGACAUAUACAAGGAAAAGUCCUCCAUAUAUUUCAAAUCUUUUUCUUUUGAAAAUAAUUUGUAUCAUUCUGGUUUUGAAAAACAUUUUCAUAAAAUGAAUAAGGACCACUUGAAAUAUCUGUACAAUUAUGUUAUUCAACCAAACGUUGCAAAGCAAGAGAUAACUGUUAUUAUUAAUACAAAUAAAAAAAAAGGAAAGAUACGUAGGGUGUACAAGCGUUUCGAUUAUAUACCAUUGUAUUUUAUUCCACUUAAUUCGAUGCCUCCAUCCUAUUUUUUGGCUGUAGCAUUAAUAAAAUAA